GCGAAUUACCGCGCUGUUAUACAUGUGGUCCGCUGUGAAAUGCUUUCGGAUUAAAUUCGCAGCCAACUGAGCAGCUUUGAGCUAAUUUUGGGAUAUAUUAUUUUAUUUGAUAAUGUCCUCAACUGCUGCUGUUAUCCCAAACGUUGCGUAUCACCUACCCAAGCGCGUAGAUGGGAGCUUCAAGUCUUCGACAUCAACGAAUGGCAUCAGUUUGUAUUCCAGCUUGUCGGAGUCGGAAAACAACUCAUGCGAUCCAGUGAAUAAGCCGUCAACUUUGAAUUCUCAAGGAGACUCUGAUGCCUCCACGACCUCUGCUCGACAUGUGUCCUCCUGCCUAGACGCCGCUUUACGGAGCUCACUCAAACCAAGGACACUUAUUAGUGGCAAUGGUCAUACGCUUUCAACGGAGUUUCCUGAGUUUUCGGAACGCUGCUUAUCUUUCCAGGAAUCAUCUGCACCUCCUCUGGACACAGUCAUACGGCAGCGCAUACAAACUUUCCCAAAGUGUCUGAUUUUGACCGACUCCGAGCCCUCAAGACCCACCUCCGCGUCUCGCGUGGACACAGUUCUUUGCAAUCGUGAUGAAUUGGAGACUCUCUGUCGUGUGGGAAAUCAGUAUGUACCACGUCAGCCACUGGGGCUCGGAAAUUCGGGCAACACAUGUUAUCUGAAUUCCGUCCUACAGUGCUUCCUCGCUACGGGACCGCUUGUGGCCUUCAUAAGCACACGACAUCAAAACCUCAGUGCAUGUAUUACUACCACCGGUCAAUUCGCGUCGGUAACAACCGGUGUGAGUAAAAAUCGCUUUUGUGGCUUGUGUGGCAUACUCCGGUUGCUCAAAGAACAUAACAAUUCAUCCCAAGUCCCGAACGGGGUGAAUUUCGGCUACUCUGCCUGUCGACAUGUCAUCCCAUCGUACUUUGUUGGGAACGUUCGCGCGAUUUGUCCCAACUUACGUCCAUAUCAACAAGAGGAUGCGCAUGAAUUCCUUCUUGGGCUUCUGUCGCGUAUGGAGGACAAUACAAUGGCCGGGUUUGGAAAGGUUUCUCGAGCCGUCGCUGAAACCAAUGUGAUUCGGCGGAUAUUUGGGGGAGUCGUUCGUUCCGAGGUCACGUGCCACAGUUGUCGAAAGGUAUCCGCUCGCGACGAACAGUGUUUCAAUCUCUCCAUGGAUAUCACAAACGGACGUAGUUUGCAGCAAUGCUUAUUUAACUACAUUCGCCAUGAGGAGUUGUGCGGCCAAAACGCCUACAAAUGUGAGAAUUGUCGACAGCUGCGUGCUGCAGUGCGACGGUCCACCAUUUUUCAAGGUGCGCCGAUUUUAAUUAUUCAGUUCAAUAGAUUCUCUAGAAACCACAAACUGGACCAUCGUGUCGAAUUCCCUUCGUCUUUCAACCUACGACCAUUUAUGACCGAUAACAAAGGACCUCCUGUACUCUAUCGGUUGUAUGCCACCGUUAACCACGAAGGCCAUAGUUGUCGAAGUGGCCAUUAUGUGGCCUUUACGCGGCGCAAUGGAACAUGGUAUUCACACAAUGACAGCUUUGUAAACUCCACCAAUCCGGAGCAUGUGCUCCGUCAGGCACCUUACUUACUCUUUUAUGAGGCUGUGAAUCCGACUCCUGCGCAUCGUCCCCAGCAAGCACAGAGUGAAGUUCCUUUGCUUACGACAACGGUAAAACCCGAUAAUGCACCGGUUACAAUCCCCGUCGAUCAAAUUCCCUUGCCUACUUCAAACCCGCCCGACUUAUCUUCCACAACCCUCACUGUCCACCGUCCAACUGCUGUUCCGACGACCUCUCCCAAGAACCCAGUACAGCCCAUUUCUUCCACACCCCGUAUAGUGUUCAAUCCAAAUCUCGUGCGCAUUCGGAAUGCCGCUCUCCAGCCUUCUCCAAGUGGGUCUUCCGCCUCCCAGGUCCCUAUCAACGGAUCGUUCUCCAAGUCGGCACCUCAACCAUCGCUUCCCUCCCCCAACAAACCUUCUGUUCGACAGCUUUUGUACGGCUCAAACGAAUCCACUGAACUCUGGACGGAGCGACCUACCCCGGUUUCGCAUCUUAGUUCGACUAACUACUCCUCUCCGAGUUCCGUAAAACACGACGAUUCGAGUACUACAAUGUUCCAUAGUUGCCUUUCCGGCAAACGAAAGCAUUCACCCGACAUAUCGUCAGAACGGGAAUCGAGUUCUCUCCAACGGGGUGAAUCCAUACUGACGGAUACUCACUACUUUUCUGCCAAUGCGGCCAGUUCCCGAUCACUGUCAUCCAAUUCGUCACCGACGAAUCUUGGAAAAAGAGCACGGACAUCCGCUGGAAGUAGCGAUUCGGAUUCCAGCAUUGUUUGGGUCCCUGUUACACACAAAGAUUUCUCUCGGAAGGCAGACAAUCACACUGUGAACAGCUCUGAACAUCUGGGAAAACGUAAAUCACAAAAAUCCGAUAAGGGACACAAUGGUUCCAACGAAUGGCGACACAAGGAUGGGCGUCGUCAUCACAGCCACCACCGUCAUCGUCGCAGAAAGCACCGCGAUUACCAGGACACCGGGGCCCCUCGUGUUCGUGGUCACGACAGAUUCCACAAACGAAAUUGGCAUCACCCCAGUUUUCAUCGAAUGUGAUCGCUUCAUCGAUGCUUGUCGUACAAAAUCGGUCGUCUUCAACUUUUGCUUGUGAUUACGGUACCACAUCUAUACAUCAUUGUUGCACCUAGGUACCAAUUAGAAUGUACAUAAAAUUUCCCAUUGUGUGAACUCUUCCCGGUUGCAUGCUAACCUAGUAAUGUUUACACAUUUUUGUACUCAAGGGGGCGCGAUAAAUACCCCGUUAUUUCUUCACCUGUUCAUUGGUCAGUUUUAUGUUUGUCUCUCGUCAGUUACUGAACUAUAAAACGCGGU
Opisthorchis viverrini is the source of this 2896-nucleotide messenger RNA. RefSeq lists its product as hypothetical. The transcript has 11 exons. Gene Ontology annotation, cellular component: cytosol; nucleus. The coding region runs from base 113 to 2620 and encodes 835 amino acids. Gene Ontology annotation, biological process: protein deubiquitination. The record is from RefSeq and is a predicted model, not a curated record. Gene Ontology annotation, molecular function: cysteine-type deubiquitinase activity; cysteine-type endopeptidase activity. Lineage: Eukaryota; Metazoa; Platyhelminthes; Trematoda; Opisthorchiida; Opisthorchiidae.